AUGCAAGCCCAAGGAGAAGAUAAACGGCAAGAGGGAGAUAUCAUGCAAGCGCAAGAAGAAGGUAGAUGGCAAGAGGAAGACACCAUGCAAGCAAAAGGAGAAGAUAAAAGGCAAGACGAAAAUAUCAUACAAGCGCAAGGAGAAGAUAAACGGCAAGAGGAAGAUAUUACACAAGCGCAAGGAGAAGACAAAAGGCAAGACGAAGAUAUUAGGCAAGAUGAAAGUAUUACACAAGCACAAGGAGAAGACAAACGGCAAGACGAAGAUAUCAUACAAGCGCAAGGAGAAGAUAAACGGCAAGACGAAGACAUUAUGCAAGCAAAAGGAGAAGAUCAACGACAUCGAGAUGAUUUCACAUGGUUUCUUGAUGGCAAAAAACCAUGGCAGGAAAACAUGGCAGGAAACCAUCGUAGAAAUCCAUCACAAGAAACCAUGACAGGAGGAAAUCACGGCAGAAAACC
This is a messenger RNA of Paramuricea clavata, 461 nucleotides long. The record is from the annotation of a GenBank genome assembly. NCBI's taxonomy places the organism in Eukaryota, Metazoa, Cnidaria, Anthozoa, Malacalcyonacea, Plexauridae.